Galeopterus variegatus (Sunda flying lemur) is the source of this 2134-nucleotide messenger RNA. It is a transcript of the gene FUCA2, whose product is annotated as fucosidase, alpha-L- 2, plasma. Gene Ontology annotation, cellular component: lysosome. Gene Ontology annotation, biological process: fucose metabolic process; glycoside catabolic process. The transcript has 7 exons. The record is from RefSeq and is a predicted model, not a curated record. Lineage: Eukaryota; Metazoa; Chordata; Mammalia; Dermoptera; Cynocephalidae. Gene Ontology annotation, molecular function: alpha-L-fucosidase activity. The coding region runs from base 5 to 1441 and encodes 478 amino acids.
GGACAUGGGCGCCCGGGAGCUGCCCGGGCCCGCGCGCCUGGUGCCGCCGCUGCUGCCGCUGCUCCGGCUGCUGCUCCCGCUGCUCCCGCCGCUGCUCUCGCUGCUGCCGUCCUGCCCCGCCAGCCGCGCCGCGCCCUUCGACCCCACCUGGGACUCCCUGGACGCCCGGCCGCUGCCCGCGUGGUUCGACCGGGCCAAGUUCGGCAUCUUCAUCCACUGGGGCGUGUUUUCCGUGCCCGGCUUCGGUAGCGAAUGGUUCUGGUGGUAUUGGCAAAAGCAAAAGAUUCCGAAGUAUGUGGACUUUAUGAAAAAUAAUUACCCUCCUGAUUUCAAAUAUGAAGAUUUUGCACCACUAUUUAAAGCAAAUUUUUUUAAUGCCGACAAGUGGGCAGAGCUUUUUCAGGCCUCUGGUGCCAAAUACGUUGUCUUAACUUCUAAACAUCAUGAAGGCUUUACCUUGUGGGGUUCAAAGUAUUCGUGGAACUGGAAUGCUGUAGAUGAAGGGCCAAAGAGGGACCUUGUCAAGGAACUUGAGGUAGCCAUUAGGAACAGAACCGACUUGCGUUUUGGACUCUACUAUUCCCUUUUUGAAUGGUUUCACCCACUCUUCCUUGAAGACCAGUUGAGCUCAUUCCAUAAGCAAAAGUUUUCAAGUUCUAAGAUGCUGCCUGAGCUCUACGAGUUAGUGAACAAGUAUCAGCCCGAGGUACUGUGGGCGGAUGGAGAUGGAGGGGCUCCAGAUGACUACUGGAACAGCACCGGCUUCUUAGCCUGGCUGUAUAAUGAAAGCCCGGUUCGGGACACAGUAGUCACUAAUGAUCGCUGGGCAGAUGGCAGCAUCUGUAAGCACGGUGGCUACUACACCUGCAGUGAUCGUUACAACCCAGGACAUCUUUUGCCACAUAAAUGGGAAAACUGCAUGACGAUAGACAAGUUUUCCUGGGGCUAUAGGAAGGAGGCUAGAAUCUGUGACUAUCUUACAAUCAACGAAUUGGUGAAGCAACUUGUAGAAACAGUUUCAUGUGGAGGAAAUCUUUUGAUGAAUAUUGGGCCCACACCAGAUGGCACCAUUUCUGCAAUUUAUGAGGAGCGAUUAAGGCAAAUGGGAACCUGGCUAAAAGUCAAUGGAGAAGCCAUUUAUGAAACUAACACCUGGCGGUCCCAGAAUGACACUGUCACCCCAGAUGUAUGGUACACAUCCAAACCUAAAGAAAAAUUGGUCUAUGCCAUUUUUCUUAAAUGGCCCAUAUCAGGACAGUUAUUUCUUGGCCAACCCAAAGCUACUCCGGGGGCAACAGAGGUAAUACUACUGGGACAUGGACAGUCACUUAAGUGGGUUUCUUCGGAGCAAAAUGGUAUUAUGGUAGAAUUGCCACAGCUAACCUUUCAUCAGAUGCCCUGUAAAUGGGGAUGGACUCUAGCACUAACUAAUGUAGUCUGAAGUGCAGCAGGGUGGCCCAUGCUGCAGUUACAGCUAAGACUAGGAAAUACCAGGUUUCUAUAAUUGUAGAAUGUGGAGAAAGCAAAUGUAAAAUUGCUCAAAAAAAAUCAAGUAAUUGUUUACGCAGUUCAGCCCUCUUUUCUAAAUUACCCAUGUAAACAUUUUAACUCUCCAGUGAACGUUGCCACUAAAGUCUCUUCACACUGAAUUUGUUUCCAUGUUUAACUCAGAAGUGGAGAUUUUUUUGUUUUACAGCAGCUAGGAAUUGGUGGUGUUAAGGACUAAAUUGUGUUCUCCCCAAAUUCUUUUGGUGAAGCCCUAACCGGUAAUGUGACUGUAUUUGGAAAUAGGACUUUUGAAGAGGUAAUUAAGGUUAAAUGAGGUCUUAUGGGUGGGAUCCUAAUCCAGUAGGACUGGUGUCUUUAUAAGAAGGGGAAGAGAUACCAGGGAUGCAAGCACUCACAGGAAAGGCCAUGUAAAGAUGCAGCGAGAAGGCAGCCAGCUGCAAGCCAAGGAGAGAGGCCUUAGAAGAAACCAACCUGCUGACACCUUGAUCUUGGACUUUCACCUUUUAGAACUGUGAGACAGUAAGUUUCUGUUGUUUAAGCCACCCAGACUGUGGUUUUUUUGUCAUGGUAGCCCUACCAUACUGAUACAAGUGGUAUGCAUAUAAUAAACCUGACCAAACAUAUA